Rhizoctonia solani is the source of this 1791-nucleotide messenger RNA. RefSeq names its product mitochondrial import receptor subunit tom-70. The record is from RefSeq and is a predicted model, not a curated record. Lineage: Eukaryota; Fungi; Basidiomycota; Agaricomycetes; Cantharellales; Ceratobasidiaceae. Gene Ontology annotation, molecular function: protein binding. Bases 1 to 1791 code for a protein of 596 amino acids. The transcript has 7 exons.
AUGGCGCCGACACCGACACCAAGCGAAGACAGUAUUGUCGAGAGAGUGCAAACGUUUGUAGGUGAAAACAGGCGUGUUGUGAUUGGUGCGGCGGCAGCGGUUACGGCACUUGGGAUUGGGUACUUGGUCUACUCGCGAUCGUCGGGGGACAAGGGAGACAAGAAGAAGCCGUCAAAGGACAAGAAGAAGAAGGGGCGCAGAGUUGACCAGACAGAUGGCCCUAUAAUCGAGGAACGCAACCCAACACUAGGCAUGGGGUUAGAUGAGGCCGAGAUCAAGGCUCUGCCGACCGAGGAUCGACUGAAACGUGCGGCAGAGCUCAAGUCCCGCGGAAACUCUGCAUAUACGCAGCGGGACUUUGAACUUGCCGUCAACUUGUAUUCUCAGGCUAUAGCGAUGAGUCCUAAGCCCGAGGCCGUAUUCUAUUCUAACCGGGCAGCUUGCUACACAAACUUCAAGCCGCCGCAACAUCAAAAGGUGAUAGAAGAUUGCACACAAGCCCUGAAGCUCGAUCCAAAGUACGCCAAGGCCCUGAACCGAAGGGCAACCGCCCUGGAGGCCAUAGACAAUCUCAAAGAUGCCCUCCGAGACUUUACAGCACUCGCCAUCAUCGAGCGAUUCAAGAACGAUGCGGCGAGCGCAGCUGUCGAACGUGUCUUGGCCAAACUUUCCACCAAACAAGCCGAGGAGAUUAUGCGCGCGCGAGAACCCCGGCUGCCGAGCGUCACGUUUAUCGGCGCAUAUUUUGCAGCGUUCAGGCCGCGACCAAACGUGAUUCUUCCAGACUAUGCCACCAAGGGAGAUCAUAUGCUCCUCGAGGCCCAGGAAGCCUUGUCCGAAUCACAGUUUACGAAAGCGCACGAGCUGGUGAAUGCUGCGAUCGACGCUGGGCUGUCUGAGAACUGGAACGAAGGCCUUGGAGAGGCCUUGAAUCUGCGUGGAACGUUCAAGUUUUUGAUGGGCGAUACGGUCGGCGCCAAGGCGGACUUUGUCGCCAGUACGCAGGCGCAUCCCGAUUUGGUCCAGAGCUGGGUCAAGAUUGCGAGUGUGUACAUGGAGUUGAGCGAGGCCGAGGCGGCGUUUGCGGCAUUUGAGAGUGCGAUUGAAAAGGACCCGAACUGUGCGGAUAUCUAUUAUCACCGUGGGCAGGAUAUUUACCGACUAGUCUUCUUCAUACUCUCCGAUUUCGAGAAAGCGGCCGAGGACUACCAGAAGUCGUCCAGGCUGGAUUCCAAGUUUGUGUUCUCACAUAUCCAACUUGCGGUUGCGCAGUACAAAAUGGGAGAUCUCGACUCUUCAAUGGCCUCAUUCCGCCAAUGCUUGCUUUCCUUCCCGAACCGAGGAGAACCGUACAACUACUAUGGAGAACUCUUGCUUGAUCAGCAGCGAUUCCAAGAGGCGAUUGAGAAGUUUGACAGGUCGAUCGAGAUUGAGAGGCAAAAGAAGAUUCUUCCUAAUCCUCUCCCACUCGUCAACAAAGCUCUUGCACUCUAUCAGUGGCAACAAGACCUCCCAUCAGCCACUCAACUAUGUAAAGAAGCACUGACUCUCGACGACGAAUGUGAUGCCGCGGUUGCAACCCUCGCACAACUGUCUCUGCAACAAGGUCGAGUAGAAGAAGCGAUUGAUAUGUUUAGCAAACACGCCAGCAUCGCACGUACAGAGGCCGAGCUAGUGCAAGCGUUGAGCUACGAGAACGCCUCUCGAGCGCAACUCGAGUUCCAGAAGAACUAUCCGGAUAUGGCAGGGCAACUGGCUGCUAUGGCUCAGGGGAUGCAGGCACCUUUCUAG